Molecule: messenger RNA, 3193 nt
Organism: Belonocnema kinseyi
Lineage: Eukaryota; Metazoa; Arthropoda; Insecta; Hymenoptera; Cynipidae
Gene: gro
Product: protein groucho-like
Exons: 15
Coding region: 867-3173 (768 amino acids)
Biological process (GO): regulation of DNA-templated transcription; negative regulation of canonical Wnt signaling pathway
Cellular component (GO): nucleus; transcription regulator complex
Molecular function (GO): transcription corepressor activity; protein binding
Source: RefSeq, a predicted model, not a curated record
CGAGCGUCGUUCCCCGCCCGGUUUGGGUGUUAGCUGUUCAGCUCUCUCGUUUUAAUUGGGGUCGAAUAGUUCUUUUCGCAUAAAACGCGCCACUUUUCCUCCAUUUUCAAUUAAUACAGCAAUAAAAAGAUACGUUGCAUGUGUGUGAUAGUGUGUGCACUGAAUCAGUCUCAUUCGUGGUGUGGCAUUGCGAAUCAAAAAUAAGGAAUUUAACGGCUUUGGCACGGUGGUACGAAGUUUACGAGUUUGAAACUUGGUAAACUAAAAGAAGAGGAAAAAACAAGCAAAACGACCUCGCCUUGCCGAAGUUAAGUCCCAUCCUCGAACUUACUUUCCGGGGUGUUUCGCAAGGGGUGAGGAUCCGCUUUACCGGACGAAAUAAGUGAAAGAAGAAAACCUGAAAGAGAUUGUAAAAAAAAAUUAAAACCUCGGUGAAGAUCGUCAGGAGUUUGGAGAAUGUGGUUUAGUUGUGAUGCAAUAUCGAUGAUGAAGAAGCGAUCAUCGUAGGCCUUUGUCUCCGAAUUACGAGCUCGUCGGAUUGCCGUCGUAAAUUGGAGUGGGCGAAAGAUAUAGUGAAUUAAGUUGGUGAAAAAGGAAUAUGUAGAAAAAGAAGAAAGAACAAGUGAAAGAUUCCCGAGGCUAAAGGAGGGAUCACGUGUGUGCAGAGGGCCGUCACGUUCCACAGAAACACAGUGUUAGUGUGAAUUUGAAACCGAAGGAACGUUAAUGCUGACGAGGCGUAAAUUGACCGUUGAUUUUUACCAAGAAGUGAAGAAUGGAUCCGGAAAACUUCAUGACAAAAUUCAACAAUGAAGUGACCCAUUGGAACAGUUGACGGCCUUUCCGCACUUUGUGAAACAAUUAAGAUGUAUCCCGCGCCGGCGAGACUCCCAGCCGCUCCCGGUGGCGGAGGAGGUGGCGGGGCUGCGGGGGGACUGAAGUUCACGGUGGAUGCCACUUGCGAGAGAAUCAAAGAGGAAUUCAAUUACAUCCAGCAACAGUACCACUCGUUGAAAAUGGAUUUCGAGAAGCUCGCAAACGAGAAGAACGACCUGCAGCGACACUAUACAAUGGUUAGAGAUUACGUCUAUUAUGAGAUGUCAUGUGGCUUCAACAUCGAGAUUACCAAGCAGACAGAGAUCGCGAAGCGGCUAAAUGCAAUAAUUGCCCAAUUACUACCGUUUCUGGCACAGGAGCAUGGAUUGCAGCACCAACAACAAGUGGCUCGCGCUGUAGAGAGGGCUAAAGAAGUCACUCCAACCGAAAUCAACGCGAUAAUUGGGCAGCAACUUCAGCAGCAAGGUCUACAAAUGCAACAGCAAGGCUUGCAACAAUUGUUGCAACAAAUCCAGGCUCAGCAAAUGGGAGGAAUGUCUCCCGUUGGAUUUUUGGGGUUUGCGGGGGCAGCAGCCGCAAUAGCCGGGGUGCCAACCCACCUUGGUCCACCGGCGGCACAUCCUGCGGCAAUAGCCGCUCAAGCCCAGGCUCAAGCUCUUCUCAAAUCUGCGGAUUUGCAACACCGAAGCGCCGCCGCGACGCCUGAAGAUCGAAAAUCAAUAACAAUAACUGAACUCAGACGAUCCUCCUCACCCCCUGAAAAAUUUCGUAUGCGCACCCCAGACCUUGAAAGCGACAGUAAGAGGCGGAAAGAAGAAAAACUUACCCACGAAAGUGACGGUGAAAAAAGUGACCAAGACCUCGUAGUGGAUGUCGCGAAUGAAGUCAGUUCUCCGCAUGCGAAUGGUGAACAUGUAGAACCUCGUGAAAACGGUACUAAUAUGGAAAAGCACGGUACGCCUGGCCACGGUGGUCCAACUUCCGGAUCCGGUGCAACCUCCAUCAAGGACAGACCUCCGUCGCGAAGCGGAAGCUCCUCAGCACGGAGUACUCCCUCUCUGAAAAGUAAAGAUAUCGACAAACCGGGUACACCAGUAGUGGCAGCGAGGGGCUCGCGCAGUUGUACGCCAACUAUGGGGGGAAUCCCUGGGCUCUUGGCGUCGCGAGUCUAUCAUCAGCAAACUCCACCUCAGGGUUUUCAGGGCUUGCCGUCCCGAGGCAAUGAACCACCACAAUCACCCUCGUCGUACAACAGUUUACCAUACGCCCGGUCCUCAAUGCUUGGAUUUGACGGUCACGUGCGACUACCUUCGACCAAUGGACUAAACAAUAUUCCGGGCGGUAAGCCAGCCUAUUCCUUUCACGUGAACGGCGAGGGUCGACUAGAACCGGUUCCAUUUCCAGCGGACGCUCUUAGAGGAUCCGGAAUACCUCAACAUGCUCGUCAGAUCAACACCUUGACUCAUGGCGAAGUAGUUUGUGCAGUAACAAUCUCGAAUCCCACCAAAUACGUCUACACCGGAGGUAAAGGUUGCGUGAAAGUAUGGGAUAUCGGCCAAGGAGUCAACGGAACGGCGAAUCCGGUCUCCCAACUAGACUGUCUUCAACGAGACAACUACAUCAGAUCCGUGAAACUCCUACCGGAUGGAAGGACGCUUAUCGUCGGGGGAGAAGCCAGCCAGUUGAGCAUUUGGGACCUGGCUAGUCCGACUCCCAGAAUCAGGGCGGAACUCACAUCUUCAGCACCUGCUUGUUACGCCCUUGCGAUUUCUCCAGACUCCAAGGUCUGUUUUAGCUGUUGUAGCGAUGGGAACAUCGCAGUCUGGGAUCUUCAGAACCAGACACUAGUUAGGCAAUUCCAGGGUCACACAGAUGGAGCCUCUUGUAUAGAUAUUUCAGCUGAUGGUUCCAAAUUGUGGACUGGUGGCUUGGACAACACUGUAAGGUCCUGGGAUCUUAGAGAAGGAAGACAACUGCAGCAACACGACUUUACUUCACAGAUUUUCUCACUUGGGUAUUGUCCCUCUGGUGAGUGGCUGGCUGUGGGGAUGGAGAAUUCCAAUGUGGAAGUGUUACAUGCCAACAAACCUGAUAAGUACCAACUUCAUCUUCAUGAGUCAUGUGUCCUGUCUUUGAAGUUCGCCUCCUGCGGCAAGUGGUUCGUCUCAACUGGCAAGGACAACCUCUUGAACGCGUGGCGCACACCGUAUGGUGCUUCGAUAUUCCAAUCAAAGGAAUCCUCAUCAGUGCUGAGUUGUGACAUCUCGACUGACGACAAAUACAUCGUGACCGGUUCUGGUGAUAAGAAAGCAACUGUUUAUGAAGUGAUUUAUUAGAUAUAAACUCUUUCACGAGA